UUGGCAUCUGUCAUUUUGAAAUUUUCAUGAAUUUUCCCAAGAUUUUCACGAUUUUUCAGCCAUCUCGUUCUAUUCUAGGACGAAUGAGUGAUAUGAGAUUCUUGAAAUUAUCCGCUAGUUUGAUACAGUAAUGUGUUUGGUCAUAGAAUAACGAUGUCGGUUUGAUAAUAGUUCUCGGAAUAGAACGGAGGUUUGCCUACCCUGGGUCGGUCGUUUCAACUUCAUAAUAUGCGAUGGAAGGGACUGUGUGUAUUGUUGUUAGUGGCUGUGGUCCCGAUAAUCUUGGGCCAGAAGAUCGGUGACCCUUACAAGAUCCUGGGUAUUCACAGGAGAGCGACUUUGCCCGAAAUCCGUAAGGCGUACAGACAACUAGCGAAAGAAUGGCAUCCAGAUAAAAAUGAGGACCCAAAUGCGGAGUCGCGAUUUGUGGAGAUCAAGCAAGCUUAUGAGCUCCUGUCUGACACUGAGCGCAGACAGGCUUAUGACUUGUAUGGUAUCACCAAUGAAGAUGACCACAUGUAUAAGCAGAGGCAUGACUAUAGCCAGUAUGCUAGAUUCAGCAAUGACCCGUUCGAGUAUUUCAGCACACAUUUCAGAACUCAAGAUCAAGACAUAACAUUAUUCCAUAAAUUGUCUGUUACUGCAAGACAUUUUGAAAACAACAUCCUAGAAAAGAGCGUCCAUACACCCGCAUUAGUCCUGUUCUACACUGACUGGUGUUUUGACUGUGUGCGUUCGGCCACGGCUUGGCGCCGCUUGGUAGAAGCUUUGCAGCCGCUUGGCGUAACGUUGGCCACGGUGCACGCGGGGCACGAGGCGAGCCUGGCGCGGCGCGUGGGCGUGCACGGCGUGCCGUGCCUCACUGUCAUACUGGAUAAGCAAGUGUAUAUCUACAAGGAGGGGCUCGCGUCGCUGCCUAAGAUAUUAGAGUUUGUCCGUUGGAAGUUCCCCUACAAACUGGUCCGUAGUCUCACCGACGCCAAUGUGGACUCUUUUGUCAGCGACUUUGAAGACAACAAAGUGAAGGCUCUCAUAUUCGAGGAGAGACAGAAUAUACGCCUGAGAUACCUCAUCACAGCUUUCCAUUACCGGGACAGGGUGUCUUUUGCGUUCGUCGACAUAACAUCUCGAGAUACCCAGAACACAAGCGCUCGAUACAAAGUCCAACGCAGUAUGGACACCAUGGUGUUGUUGAAGGAAGACAGUGUGGAGCCCGCGGCGACUGUCAGCACUACAGAGAUUCCCACACAGACGCUGCGGCAACUCAUAGAGGCCAACCAGAUGUUAACUUUGCCCAGAUUGUCCUCACAGAGCGUGUUGGACACGGUGUGCCCGGUGGAGUGGCGCGCGGCGCGGCGGCGGCUGUGCUGCGUGCUGAUCGCGCGCGACGCGCACGCGCACAGCCUGCGCGUCCUGCGCGCGCUUGCACGUCGCGCGCCUGAACGCAUCCGCUACGCCUACGUGUACGCGCACGCUCAACCCGACUUCGUGCACGCGCUCGCCAAUGGCUCCGGUAUCGACAUGACAACCCUAGAACACCGUAUCGUGGUAAUCUGGCGACGCGAAGCCACUCGGAUACACUACGAAUGGCUCAACGAGACCUGGCCUACUUGCGCCAAAUGCCACCCCGACGAGUUAAGAGAAGGGGGCGCGCGGGGCGAGGAGGCGCUUCGGUACCACGAGCGCCUGAACGAGACCAAGAGGGCUUUGGAGCAGUUGGUGAAGAGACUGCUGAGGCCCACUGAGGUGGUGGCCUAUGAAACACGGGUUCAGGAGCUAGUGGACGAAGCGGCUGCGGGCGCGGUAUGGCGCGCGGUGAGUCGCCUUUGUGAGUGGAGCGAGCGUGCGCUCUCCGCUCUCCGCACGCACCACGCGCUCUCCGCUCUCUCCGUGCUCGCCACAGUCGCGCUCGUGCUCGCUGCGGGCUACUUCAUGGCGUACCUUAUUCGCGUGGAAGAAGAAUCGGUUCAGCGACAGAAAGAGGAGCGGCGUCGACAAAAUGGCGCCAAACGAAACAACAAUGAUCCGCAACCCGAGAUGCGGCUGCACGAGUUACGAGCCGAGAAAUACAAUGGAUUAGUUAGGUUACAGAAGCCAGGCUGCCGAACAAUUGUGUUAUUGGUAGACAUGCAAAGUCGGGUGCAGCUGCUGUCUAAAUUUCACAAAAUUGUGUGGCCAUAUCGCAAGAACAAAACGCUAGUGUUCGCGUACUUGUGCGUGGAACGGAACGUGGAAUGGUUCUGCCGCGUGCUGCAGCUGUCGCUGGGCGGCGGCGAGCUGCGCGUGAACGCGAGGAACUGCGUGGGCACCGUGCUGGCGCUCAACCCGCACCGCAAGUACUUCUGCAUCUACCACGCCAAGCAUCCCGAGUGCACCAAGCCUCAUAAGCGCAUGAGUCGCAUGACAGUGUCGCUGGGCGGGCGCGCGGCCGACCCGGAGGCCGGCGCCUUCAUCGGCUUCACUACCGACCCCGACUCCUCUGACGAAGACCACUACGACCCACCGCUACUGUUGCAAGAGAACCUUCUAGACGGGUUGGAGAAUUGGCUGGACAGACUGUUCGAAGGCAGCACCCACAGGUAUUACGUAAACUAUUGGCCAGACAUGACUACCAAGUGAGUGCGUGUAUUAACUCCUUGGUUCUACAGUGCCUAUGGCGACAUUCUGUUUUUGUUUGACUCAACAAAAUAUUGUUGGUUCUUUUGUCAUGAGUUCUGAUUGUUCAAGACCGGAUUUCUUAGUUUUUUCCUCAAAUAUUCCUUGACUCUUUCGCGCAAUCAGCUGAAAGUAAAAAAGUAUAACAAAUAGUAUUAAAAGGAGCAGAUACGUUACAUAAGCCUCUAAAGUGAAGACUGCCAAUUACCGCAUUUGGAUCACAUUUGUAAUCUCUUCUACUCUUGUGCGUUUUUUAUCUUUUGUCUCAAUCAUCAGCCGAAAGCAUUUUAUUUAUCUCGGAUUACACUCAAAUCUUUCAUUGAAAUGAGUCAAAGAAACUUUGGGGAAAGGACUAAGUCUGAGAUCUAUAGAGGGCACUUUGAUUUUUCUUAGAUUUAAGACACAAUUAAAAAGAGACACGUUUAUGUUCACUAUAUAAAUCACUCUCAUUUUAAGGUCCAGUAUCCAACUAAGCGGAAAGGAGAGAUGUGUUGAGUCAACCAAUCAGAUUCAUAAUAGA
Molecule: messenger RNA, 3175 nt
Organism: Maniola jurtina (meadow brown)
Lineage: Eukaryota; Metazoa; Arthropoda; Insecta; Lepidoptera; Nymphalidae
Gene: l(3)80Fg
Product: dnaJ homolog subfamily C member 16
Exons: 14
Coding region: 229-2619 (796 amino acids)
Source: RefSeq, a predicted model, not a curated record